AUGAUCGACUCCAGCUCCAAGCAUCGGGAUGGAAAAGGGGCGGCAGGCAGAGCCGGGGGAGCAGCAGCGGGCAGAGGCCGCGGCUCCCCUCGCUCCCUCCCACACAGCAGGCGCCCCUUCCGGCCGCCAUGUUGGCGCGUCCCGCGGCUGCGCACUCGGCGGAGCGGGCCGAGGGGAGGGCUCGCUGUUUGUGUCCCCAGCGCGGAGGCCAUGGCGGCCGUGGCGGGGGCCGGCACAGUGCCCGGCUCCGGCUCCGGAGGGGCCCGCGCCGCGACCACCAACAUCUUGGCACAGCUGCGGCACGGGCAGCUCAGCGGCCGCGGGCUGACCCGCGGGGCGCAGAUCACAGAGGCCUUGUUGAAGGAGAGAGAUAAACAGGCAAAAUGGAAUGGGAUCCCCUUGCUGUUGCAGAAGCUGUAUGAGCACAGCCACCCAAACAGCGACUUCUCCCAGUGCCAAAGCAUCCUAAAGGAAAUUUCUCCACUUCUCUCGAUGGAAGCCAUGGUUUAUGUCACAGAAGACAGAAAAGCUGCUCAAGAGUCCAGUUUCCCAAACACAUACACGUUUGAUUUGUUUGGAGGAGUCGAUCUUUUAGUAGAAAUUCUCAUGAGACCAACUCUUAUUACACAGAAAAAGAAGCAGAAAAUAAGUGAUGACCUCAUCAAGGACUGUUUAAGCAUACUGUACAACACCUGCAUAUGUACGGAAGGAGUCACAAGGCGGCUGGCAGAGAGAAAUGACUUUGUGUUGUUCCUGUUUACACUGAUGACAAACAAAAAGACAUUCCUACAAACUGCAACGCUCAUUGAAGAUAUCCUGGGAGUUAAAAAGGAAAUGAUCCAGCUGGAUGAUAUUCCCAACCUGGCCAGCCUGGUGUCCAGCUUUGACCAGCAGCAGCUGGCCAACUUCUGCAGGAUCCUGGCUGUCACCAUCUCGGAGCUUGACACAGGCAGUGAUGACAAGCACACACUUCUGGCCAAAAAUGCCCAGCAGAAAAAAAACUUGGGCCCUUCCCGAGCUGAAAUUAAUCAAGCUACACUUCUGAAUAUUCCAGGCUUCAUCGAGCGGUUGUGCAAACUGGCCACAAGGAAGGUGUCUGAAACAACAGGGACUUCCAGCUUCCUGCAGGAGCUGGAGGAGUGGUACACCUGGCUGGACAAUGCCCUGGUGCUGGAUGCACUGAUGAGAGUGGCAAAUGAAGAGGCAGAGCAGAGCAGUACAGAGUCUUCUGAUGAGAGUGGACUGGCCAACACCUCCACAAGGACACAGCUGCCCCAGUCCAUGAAGAUCAUGCACGAGAUCAUGUACAAGCUGGAGGUGCUGUAUGUUCUCUGUGUGCUGCUCAUGGGCAGGCAGAGGAAUCAGGUUCAUAAAAUGAUAGCAGAGUUCAGACUCAUUCCUGGCCUCAAUAACCUGUUUGACAAACUCAUCUGGAGGAAGCACUCAGCCUCAGCCCUGGUUCUGCAUGGACACAACCAGAACUGUGAUUGCAGCCCGGACAUUACUUUAAAGAUACAAUUCUUGAGGCUUCUUCAGAGCUUCAGUGACCACCAUGAGAACAAGUAUCUCCUUUUGAACAGCCAGGAGCUGAAUGAGCUGAGUGCAAUCUCCCAUAAAGCCAACAUCCCUGAAGUGGAUGCAGUGGUCAACACUGACAGGAGCCUUGUCUGUGAUGGGAAGAGAGGUUUGUUGACCAGACUGCUUCAGGUCAUGAAGAAGGAGCCAGCAGAAUCCUCCUUCAGGUUUUGGCAAGCAAGGGCAGUUGAAAGUUUCCUGCGAGGCACCACCUCCUAUGCAGACCAGAUGUUCCUCCUCAAGAGAGGGCUCCUGGAGCAUAUUCUCUACUGCAUUGUUGAUAGUGAGUGCAAGUCACGGGAUGUGCUUCAGAGUUACUUUGACCUUCUGGGAGAGCUGAUGAAAUUCAAUAUUGAUGCAUUCAAGAGGUUCAACAAAUACAUCAACACAGAUGAGAAGUUCCAGAUAUUUUUAAAUCAGAUCAACAGCUCUCUGGUGGACUCAAACAUGCUGGUUCGCUGCAUCACGCUGUCCCUGGACCGCUUUGAGAAUCAGUCUGAUGCUAAAGUUGCAGAGGUCCUGUCCGAGUGCCGCCUCUUGUCCUACAUGUCCCAGAUGUCCAUGAGAAUGUCCUUCCUCUUCCGUCUCAUCAAUAUUAUCCAUGUACAGACACUUACACAGGAAAAUGUCAGUUGUUUGAACACAAGUUUAGUUAUCCUAAUGCUGGCCCGAAGGAAAGAAAAGCUCCCUUUUUAUCUGCGCACCUUGCAACAGAUGGAGUACACAGAAAAAUACCCUGGCUUCAUCCUGAACAACUUCCACAGUCUGCUGCGAUUCUGGCAGCAGCAUUACCUCAACAAGGACAAAGACAGCACCUGCUUAGAAAAUAGCUCCUGUAUUAGUUUUACCUACUGGAAAGAGACUGUUUCGAUACUGCUCAGUCCGGACCGGACGUCCCCCUGUGCCAUAGUCAGCUACAUCGACGAGGCGUACAUGGACAUUGACAGAGACUUCUCCGAGGAGUAAUUCCCACCUCCAGCUUCUGAUGGGCAGCUUGGAGGGUCCCUCGCAGCCCGGGGAUUUUCAGGGAUACGCUGUGUAGUGUGUGUGUGCAGCUCGGAGCUGCGGAGCGUCGUCCCACCCCCACCCCUGCCGGCCCCCAGCUCUGACCUCUGAGACUCGGACAGCUCUCUGGGCAACACAUUCAGGGAUGUAUCUUCCAGUUGUUCUGGGAUAAAAAUAAUCACCUGCACAAACCAGCCUGUAUUAUUUUUUUUCCUCUCUUCCAGUCCGGUGGGGCUGGCAGAAGGGGUUCUGCUGAUGUGAGGGUUCUCUUCUCUGUAUGUGCUGGUUGAGGUGUGGCUCUCUCAGGGCUGCCAGGACGAGCAAGUGGAAAAGCACAGCAAUUGCCCUCCAAGUGUGAGGUCCAUGGAGCCCAUCUGAGCAGGACCCCACCACCAGCCACGUGCAAAGCCACCACGAGGACUCCCUGCAGGUGUUAACUCUUCCACCGGGCUUUGGAAUCAGGGCUUUGGGGUUGGUUAGAGCAUGAGUGUGUGUGCGUGUGUGUGCUUUGAAUUCCUGAGAGCCCCAGCUCCAGUCACCUCUUUACCAUCGCCUUUUGGAUCAUUUGGUACUAAAUCUAUCUGUGCAUUAGGAGAGAACCUCUGCUCCUGCUGUCCUUCCUGCAGAUCCUUCCCAUCCGGAGGCGUUUCCAGUGCUGGAGAACAGAGACAUUUCAGCAGUGGUGGAAUUGCAACAGGGGUUGGCUUUUUCAUGGAGCACUAGCAUUAAAAUGUACUAAUUUUUUAAACUUGCGGCUUGUCCCUUCUUGGGUAACUAAUCUGGUUUUAAAAUCCUUUUCAGGACCAUUGCUCUUGAUGUUAACCUGCUAUGCCUGGAAGUCUUAUGUCAGUCUCUGCUUACAGCCCUUAAUAUCAACACACACAUUAAUCUUGAAAGUGCAAUAUUUACUGGAGAUGUCCAUUUUUUCCUGGAUCUGUUUUAAUCAGAAUGUGUUAAAUGCUGGGAAUAAACACUCCUGGUUGAAAGUAACUUUGUAGGAUAUGUUGGGAAGGGGGAAUGGGGUUUUGGCAGUCUUGAUUGCCAAACCUGCAUGUGCCCUGCCUGCUCACCAACACCAUGUUGCUCCAACACAUUCCAAUACCCAGGAAUGAGAUACACUACACUUAAGCCACUGCAUUUAAGUCAGAAACAUGUCUUACAGCCACAGCUAAAAGAAAUCAGUUUUGAAACACACCAUCUGAAUUUUUUUAACAUUUUCUAAUUUAUUUGACAAGAUGACUUUGGCUCUGUCCAGGCUCCAGAGGGGCGAGGAUGUCCCAGAGCUGCAGCCUUUUGUCUCGUUGCCCACAGCAUGAAACCCACCCUGAGGCUCCGUGUGCUGGGGCUGGAGGAGUGAAGGAGGCUCCAGCCCCAGGAGUAGGACUUGUCUCUGAGCAUCCUCCUUCUCCUUUCUCUUCUCCCACACCUCAGUAUCCUGCUGUGGGCUCCCAGGGUGGUCAGACCUGCUGAGCUUGUGCAUAAAGCUGGAGCCUUGCAGGAGCUCCUGGGGAUCCUGGUGUCCCUCCCUGGGAGCUGCACCCUGCUCUGGUGAGGGUAGCCUGGGGAGCUUCUUGCUGUGGCAGCUUCACCUCUGUUCCUCACCAGGUCACUCCCACCCUGCCCCUCCUUCCCCUCAGCUCAUUUCUUUCUCAUCUGUACUUUUUUUUGUUCUUGGGUAUUAGUGUUUUUGGUGUAUCUUUGCUUCUUCUUAACUGUAAUAGAUGUACACUUAAAAUAAAUGCUUCAAAUUAAAAGGCUUUUAAGUUAAGGGAUGCCUUUUCCACAGUGUAGUUAAUUGGUGCAUCCACUGAUUGCUGCUGUAACCCUGCAGUCUUGCUCUCUUCUGUGUUUUAAAGACAGUUUGGGGCCCAGCUGCCUCUGGCCUUGCCCAUGGGCCUGGGGGAAGCUGAGUCCACACCACCUCUGGGGGUCCUCCCAGGCCUGGGAGCACAGGCUGGGCUUUGCUUUUGGGCUGGCUGGGCAGAGAAGGGCACAGGGAAGAAAGCUCUGGCAGUUCCUCCAGGGGUGGAGCAUGCUGGGCUCCAGGGAAAAGGCUCUGCCCCAGUGCACAGAGGGUCACAGGCAAAUCCCAAAUGGGGCCUGUGGGAUGUCUGUCCAUGCCAGAUGCCGCAACAGUCUCAUGGUGAGAGGGACCAGACCCAUGGAGGUGCCAACGGGCUCUGGGCUGGGCUGGGAGGGAGGUGGGACCCCUGGCACUAACAAAUACCUCUGGAAGUGUGCACUGUCCUCGUGGAGUGCUGAGGUUCGUGCUGCCCUGAUUAAUGCCGAUUUGCUAACUGCAAAUAAACAUAUUAAAUGGAAACUAUUAAAGAAAUCUAUUUUAAAGAAA
This is a messenger RNA of Serinus canaria (Common canary), 4930 nucleotides long. It is a transcript of the gene TRPC4AP, whose product is annotated as transient receptor potential cation channel subfamily C member 4 associated protein. Gene Ontology annotation, biological process: ubiquitin-dependent protein catabolic process. Gene Ontology annotation, cellular component: Cul4A-RING E3 ubiquitin ligase complex. Gene Ontology annotation, molecular function: phosphatase binding. Bases 1 to 2541 code for a protein of 846 amino acids. The transcript has 20 exons. NCBI's taxonomy places the organism in Eukaryota, Metazoa, Chordata, Aves, Passeriformes, Fringillidae. The record is from RefSeq and is a predicted model, not a curated record.